Molecule: messenger RNA, 1772 nt
Organism: Solanum dulcamara
Lineage: Eukaryota; Viridiplantae; Streptophyta; Magnoliopsida; Solanales; Solanaceae
Product: senescence-associated protein SPA15, chloroplastic
Exons: 13
Coding region: 233-1522 (429 amino acids)
Biological process (GO): leaf senescence; cellular response to oxidative stress
Cellular component (GO): chloroplast
Source: RefSeq, a predicted model, not a curated record
UUCUCCAAUUUUGCAAUGCUUACUCUUUUCUUCACCAUUCAGUACAUCCAAUUUCAGUAAGGACCCCUUUUUCCCUUUAGCCAAAUAUACUUCCUCCAACCCCACCCCCAUUCUCUCUCCCUCUGUACUCUGUAGCAAAGGUUUUCGGUUAAUCCUUUGUUAAAUAUUAUUUUCGCCUCUCCGGAUACAGCCAGGAAUUUUGCUUUUGGUUUGUACAAUCUUGUAGACAACCAUGGCUACCCCAAAUGGGAUCAUUUAUUAUUCUGCCAAAUCACCUCAACACCCAAAGGUUCACACUCACAGUCAAGGGAUUGAACAUUGCAAACACAAUGGAUUUUCUAAUAUGCCAAGACUGAAGUUUUCUAAUAAGAGGUUCUGGGAGGCAUGCGGAAAACUAACUAACAAUGUCAUCUUAAGGGGAUCUCCUGUGUUAUGUCGCUCAACAGAAACACGCGAUUCUGAGACAACAGAGUUUGCCAGAACCAGUGGCGAUUAUUCCAACGUCUCUAGUGUACAAGAAGAUGAUCAAGCAACCACAGUUGGGAAAGUUAUUCCUUCAAGUCAGGCGAUUGCUGAAGCUUGUAAAUUUGCUUACAACGAUGCCAAAUUUGUGAAUGAAAGGGCUAAGAAUGAUAUUGUGCUUCUUUCUCGGGAAAUAAUGAGAAUCGAUGCUCGUGUGCGCCAAGAUGUUGCGUUUCUUGGUUCAGAGUUUCUUAAGCUUGAUGCUCGGGCACGGGAAGAUACUGAGAAAGUUGAUCAUGAUGUCAAGAAAAGAGCCAAAAGAAUCCAUCAUGUUGCCACUAUUCUUAAAAACAUAGCUCAAUCGAGACUGAAGAAAGCUGCUGAUCGACACUGGAGUGAUGGUGCCUUGGAGGCUGAUUUAAGACGUGCCGACUUUGUGGCGAAACAACGUGCGAUGGAGGAUUCUCUUAUGGCUCUGGAGUUUGUCAAGAACAUUCAUGAUAGGAUGGUGAGCAAGAUGUGCAAAUUGAAAAGAAGUUCCAUAGAUACAGAGAAAACAAGGCAUAUUACACUUGAGAAGAAUGGGAAAACUCUGGAGUUUCUUCCUGGGGAAGUUUCUGCUGAUCGCCUCACUGCUAUCCAGGAAGCUUACUGGGAUAUAGCAUCUGCACUUUCCGAAGCUGAUGGAAUUGACUAUACUGAUCCAGAAGAGCUCGAGUUGUUGGUUGCAACACUUAUAGAUCUUGAUGCAAUGGAUGGUAAAAGUAGUGUAUCAUUGCUCGCUGAGUGUUCAAGUUCUCCAGAUGUAAAUACAAGGAAAGCAUUAGCAAAUGCACUCUCAGCUGCACCGUCCAUGUGGACUUUAGGAAACGCUGGCAUGGGAGCUUUGCAGAGACUGGCAGAAGAUGACAACCCCUCCAUUGCAGCUGCUGCAUCGAAAACCAUUCUUGAAUUGAAAAGACAAUGGGAAAUAGGAGAGGGCGACAGCUGGAGGUUCAUGGUGGACGAAGUGUCAUCCGAGGAUGUAGGGAGCCAAGAUGACAACAACGGGACAUAUUAGAAGGUGCCCGUAACUCAAUACUGUAGAUAUCUAGAUGAAGGGACUAAUCAAUACCUCAGUCCUGUGGGAAAUAGUUCAUAAAGCUCUACUUACAUUAGAAAAGAAAAAAAGAAAAAAAAAUCCCAAAAAUGACAUUCAUCUUUUCAUGCUAUGUAACUUGUUGCAUCUCUGGAUCCUUGAUAUUUUAUGUAUGUAUAAAAAGUCUAAAGCAACACUUUAUUUUUCUUAUACAGAGCAGAUUUCUGAUAAA